Messenger RNA from Fulmarus glacialis (Northern fulmar), 798 nucleotides. RefSeq names its product histone-lysine N-methyltransferase SETMAR. NCBI's taxonomy places the organism in Eukaryota, Metazoa, Chordata, Aves, Procellariiformes, Procellariidae. Gene Ontology annotation, cellular component: nucleus. The transcript has a single exon. The annotation marks the transcript as partial. Gene Ontology annotation, molecular function: histone methyltransferase activity; protein binding; zinc ion binding. The record is from RefSeq and is a predicted model, not a curated record.
UAUAGCCCAGACAACGUGGCUGGAGCAGACGGAGACAUUGACCCCACUGAAAUCACCUUUCCUGGAUGUUCUUGUCUUACCAGCUCCUGUGUGGUUCACGUGUGCUCGUGUCUUUGCCAUGGCGAAAAUUACAACAGUUUGUGCCUCAGGCCUACAGACAAAGAGGAGGAGUACGCCAGGCCUGUUUUUGAAUGCAAUGCCAUGUGCCAGUGUGGCGAAUCCUGUCAAAACAGGGUUGUUCAGAGGGGUUUGCAGUUCAGACUUGAGGUAUUCAAGACUGAGAAGAAAGGGUGGGGUCUUCGCACUCUGGAAUUCAUAGCUAAAGGAAGAUUUGUUUGUGAAUAUGCUGGUGAAGUUUUAGGCUUUAACGAGGCACGUAGAAGAAUUCAGGCCCAGACAUCAAAGGAUUCGAACUAUAUUAUAGCGGUGAGGGAGCACCUCCAUAGUGGUCAGAUAAUGGAGACUUUUGUUGACCCUACAUACAUUGGUAACGUAGGCAGAUUCCUGAAUCAUUCUUGUGAACCAAAUCUAUUUAUGGUACCAGUUCGAGUUGACUCAAUGGUGCCUAAAUUGGCACUUUUUGCAGCUACUGAUAUUUCUGCUGGAGAGGAACUUUCAUAUGAUUAUUCUGGAAGAUUCCAUAAUUUACUAAUAAGUAACAGAGAACAAAAACCUUUAGAGGAAGAUAACAGAUUAAGAAAACCUUGCUACUGUGGUUCCCGCACAUGUGCUUCCUUCUUACCUUGGGACAGCUCCCUCUUUUCCACACCGGACACUUGUUCAGGGAGCUCUCCAUAG